AUGAAGGAAGGAGAGGCUCGUCAGCUUGAAGAGCCCAGAAUUGUCGAUCGCCUCAAUAGAAACUCAGAUUUAAAAGAAAUAGAAGAAGAAAUAGUGGAAAUAAAGAGUAGGAAUAAUGGUGCAGAAAAGACUUUGGAAGAAUUAUUCGACGAACGCCAUCAAAAGGAAAAAAUUAUUGAAGAACUCGAGAAAGAGAUUGAUCAAGAAAAAGUAAAACACAAAGCUAUACUGGACCACAUGAACGCAUCAUUUAUUGCUGAAGAAUAUCGUUUAAAACAACAAGAAUUAUCAGAACUCCAUCAAAACAAAUAUGAAAUUGAUAAAGAACUUGCAAAUUCGGUGUUAAAACAGCAAGCAAUGAUUCUUCAUGAGCAACUGACGGAGAUUCAAUUGAAAAAGACAAAGAUUAUCGCUGAAAUCGAUGCCGAAGAGACACCUGAACAACAACGUGAACAACUGAUGAAAAUGAUCGUGCAAAUUACUGAAGAAAUUGCAGCGAUUCAAAAACAAGUUAAUACGGUAAAUGAAAAGAUUAAACAAAGUAGCGAAGAACUUCGAGAAUUUCAAACCGAAUUUGAGAAUUUGGCAGGCGAAAAAAAUGAAAAAUAUCAUGAGCUGAAAAUCAAAGAGGCUCAAAUUGAUGAAUUCUUAAACAGUUAUGAUGAUACGAAAUCUGAACUGAACGAACGAAUUGCAAAAUUAAGCGAAAACAUUGUAAAUCUUCUCGAAUUGAUAUCGAUAAAUUGUGAGGUGACUAAUAUCAAUUUAAAUAAUGCAACUGAUAUGAGUCAACUCGACAAUGAAUUAGCUUCAGCUUUUGAUCUUAAGAAUUUGCAUGUCUCUCUCCAAGAGGAACUGAUUUCACUGAACGAACUAGAAGUCAAAUUGCUUGGCGAAGCAGAAAAAACUGAACAAAGAAUAUGUGAGAUGAUGAAGCAGAUUGAGGAAAUUGAUGAUCCGAGAAAUCUUAAAGAAGAAAUCAAGCAAAGGUGUCAGUUAGUCGUGUUAAUUUUUGGUUGUUAUAAAAUUGUUCAAAAAAUGAUAAAUCAAGAAGUAAUUAUCAAAUUUCAAAUCAAUUUAUCAAAUUAUCAACUAAAAAAUGCACAAAAGAAAUGGCAAUAUGUCGAACAAAAUAAUUAUAUAAGUCGGGAAGCGAUCACAGCUCGGGAAAUCGAAACGAGCUAUCAGAACCUAAAAGCAGAGGCAAGUUAUUCCAGAUUUUUACAUUUUUCCCGUUCACUUAGCCUUUUUAUAGCACAGAAUUCGACUUCCAAAAUUUACCAUUAUUUUACAUCUGACUGA
Molecule: messenger RNA, 1302 nt
Organism: Dracunculus medinensis (Guinea worm)
Lineage: Eukaryota; Metazoa; Nematoda; Chromadorea; Rhabditida; Dracunculidae
Source: the annotation of a GenBank genome assembly